GGCGGGUCUGGGAACGCUGCGGCGGCAGCCGCUGCUGCCCCAGCAUUCAGGGCUCUUCCCGGACCGAGCCCGUGCCUCCUCGGGUGACGCUUACCCGGCCCCAGAUGGUGGGUCCGGAGGAUGCCGGAACCUGCUCGGGAAGAAACCCCAAGUUGCUCCCUGUGCCGGCGCCCGAGCCCGCAGGCCUGGACGGGAAGAUGAUUCGGGCCACGGGCGGCUUUGGCGGAGGCGCCGGCGCUGUGGAGACUCCGGAGGAGCAGGAGGAGGAAGAAGAGGAGGAGGAGACGCCGCCGCCUCAGCAGCUCCUUAGGCGUUAUCUCGCGGCGACCGGGGGGCAGCUGGAGCCCGGGCUGUGCUACUGUCCGCUCCCCGCCGGCCAGCCCCGCGUUCUGCCGUGCUCGGCAGCCCCGCACUCGGACGCCUGCCCGCCGGACGCGGGAUCCAAGCACCGCGGCGCGGAGGCGGCAGAUGCCCGCGCAGCGCGGCACGGAGGCAUGACCAACGGGGACUCGGGCUUUCUGCCGGGCCCGGACUAUCGCGACCUGGCCCGCGCCGGCGGCCAGGAGCCGCGCCACCGCCGCCUCCGCCCGGAGGGGCCUGGCGACGAGGGCGCGGACGGCGCGGGCAGCCCGUCCGACUGGGCCGCGCCGCUCGAGGACCCGCUGCGGAGCUGCUGCCUAGCGGCAGCGGACGCCGAAAGGCCCGAGGAUGCGGGCAGCGGCUCGGGGGGCAGUCCGGCCAGCAGCGGCAGUGGCAGCGAGGACUUGGAGCAGCCGGGAGCCGGCCCCGGGGGUCCCGAGGAGGGCGCGUCGCCGGUCACCUCGGCCGAGAGGACUAGCGGAGGCGCCGGCGCCGAGUCGCGCCUCGUUUUCUCCGACGUUCACUUGAACUCUCGGAACACAUUCGAGGUGAGCCGCCACCAGAGCGCCCGCGACCACCUGCCGCCGUCGGGGCCGCCGGUGCCCUCGCCUGCCGCGGAGCAGGGCCCCGCGGGGACCUCGGCCCGGGCUCGACGGAGCGGCGGCUUCGCCGACUUCUUCGCCAGAAACCUUUUUCCGAAAAGGACAAAAGAACUCAAAUCAGUUGUACAUAGUGCUCCUGGUUGGAAAUUAUUUGGUAAAGUCCCUCCCAGAGAGAAUCUUCAGAAAACUUCCAAAAUCAUUCAGCAGGAAUAUGAAGCACGAACAGGGAGAACCUGUAAACCACCACCUCAGUCUUCAAGACGAAAGAAUUUUGAAUUUGAGCCACUCUCUACCACUGCCCUGAUUCUUGAGAAUCGACCAUCAAAUCUUCCUGCCAAAUCUGUGGAAGAAGCUUUACGUCACCGACAAGAAUAUGAUGAGAUGGUGGCUGAGGCUAAAAAACGAGAAAUUAAAGAAGCACAUAAAAGAAAAAAAAUAAUGAAAGAACGAUUUAAACAGGAAGAAAACAUUGCAAGUGCAAUGGUAAUUUGGAUCAAUGAAAUACUACCCAAUUGGGAAGUAAUGCGUAGUACAAGAAGAGUUCGAGAAUUGUGGUGGCAGGGAUUGCCCCCUAGUGUCCGUGGGAAAGUUUGGAGUCUAGCUGUAGGAAAUGAACUAAAUAUCACUCCUGAACUUUAUGAAAUCUUCCUCUCAAGAGCAAAGGAACGGUGGAAAAGCUUCAGUGAAACAAAUUCAGAGAAUGAUGUAGAAGGUGUAUCUGUUGCUGAUCGGGAGGCCAGUCUGGAAUUAAUUAAGUUGGACAUAUCCCGUACAUUUCCAUCUCUCUACAUCUUUCAGAAGGGUGGCCCAUAUCAUGAUGUCUUACAUAGUAUAUUAGGGGCAUAUACGUGUUACAGACCUGAUGUUGGUUAUGUCCAAGGGAUGUCCUUCAUAGCAGCAGUUCUCAUUCUCAACUUGGAAGAGGCAGAUGCCUUCAUUGCAUUUGCAAAUCUCCUGAAUAAACCAUGCCAGUUAGCCUUUUUUCGUGUGGAUCACAGCAUGAUGUUGAGAUAUUUUGCAACAUUUGAAGUAUUUUUUGAAGAAAAUCUCUCCAAACUGUUUCUUCAUUUCAAAUCUUACAGUCUUACACCAGACAUAUACUUGAUAGACUGGAUCUUCACACUAUAUAGCAAAUCACUACCACUUGAUCUGGCCUGUCGAGUCUGGGAUGUAUUUUGCAGAGAUGGGGAGGAAUUUUUAUUUAGGACUGGAUUAGGAAUCCUCCGAUUAUAUGAAGAUAUUCUCCUACAGAUGGACUUUAUUCAUAUAGCACAGUUUCUAACUAAAUUGCCAGAAGAUAUCACAUCAGAAAAGCUGUUCACCUGUAUUGCAGCCAUUCAGAUGCAGAAUAGUACCAAAAAAUGGACUCAGGUCUUUGCAUCUGUGAUGAAGGAUAUUAAAGAAGGAGACAAGAAUAAUAGUCCAGCUCUGAAAAGCUAAUCUUCAAAAUUAACAGACUAAUUGCAAUAUUUAAAAAAAUGUUUUUGAUAAAAGUAUUUUGUUUCCUAUGUAAAAAGCAUGGAAGAAAAUGUUGAAGAAAGCUAAAAGAAUCAAGACUUGGAAAACCACUGAUUUUGAAUUCCAUGGCUGAAGUAAAUGAGUACCUAUUGACAGUAUUAAUAAAAAAGUAUUUUAUAGGGAGAGCCAUUUUACAAAGAAAAAAGUUUAAAUGGCUAGUUCAUACUCCGUAAUUUGGAGUGAACUGUUUAAUGCAAUAAAUUUUUUAUUGGAGAUAAUCUCUUUGGAGAUAGUUCAAAUUUUUACAUCUUUUCUUUUUUAACAAUUAGCAUAAAGUAGGAGCAUAACAAUUAGCACUUUGGAGGUCAGAAAAGGAUUGUUAAAUACUACUUUAACUUCCAAAAUACUAUUUGAAAUAAACACCUUAAUAUAGAUAUUAUCUCCAGUUCCACACUUUUGAAGAUAUUAUAGACCAAGAAUAAGCAAGGUUGACUAAAUUAUUUACGUCACUGAAGUUGUUUAUCUUCACUCACAGGUUGGGGCAAAUUUAGGUUAUCUGGGAACUGGAAAUAUCGGUAGGAGAUUGUUUAGCAUUUGUGUAGGUGUUUUUCCACAGUAUCAUGUCUAUUUGUUUUUGAAAGGAAAUUGUUUCAUUUCCUCAAGGAAUUCCUAUCACUCAGAGCAUUUUAGCCUCUCUGUUUCUAGUCUAAGAAAUUGUUCAUCUAGUAAUUUAAGAAAGCUAACUGGUAGAAGGAAAUUUCUUUGCACUUUAAUGGACUGAAGGCUUUUUGGGGGGAGUAAGUCCAUAAAUAUAAAUGAGGUUUUUCACUGGUAAGAGUAAAAAGUAAUGAAUUUUGAGAGUUCUUAAUUAGAAUUCUACUUGGCGAGACUUUAAAUUUGUUAGUUAAAAUUCUUUCACUGUAGAAACAAAAUCUGUUAAUUCCAGUUUGAAAUUGGAAAUCUUAAUAUGUAGCCAAGUCCAUGACUUGUAAAACACUGUGUAUAAUUUUCUAAUCAAAGGAAAUAAGAGU
Messenger RNA from Mesoplodon densirostris (Blainville's beaked whale), 3451 nucleotides. It is a transcript of the gene TBC1D12, whose product is annotated as TBC1 domain family member 12. The coding region runs from base 105 to 2402 and encodes 765 amino acids. The transcript has 13 exons. NCBI's taxonomy places the organism in Eukaryota, Metazoa, Chordata, Mammalia, Artiodactyla, Ziphiidae. The record is from RefSeq and is a predicted model, not a curated record.